This is a messenger RNA of Cercospora beticola, 978 nucleotides long. RefSeq names its product Rab family GTPase. Gene Ontology annotation, molecular function: GTPase activity; GTP binding. Gene Ontology annotation, cellular component: endomembrane system. Gene Ontology annotation, biological process: intracellular protein transport. The record is from RefSeq and is a predicted model, not a curated record. Lineage: Eukaryota; Fungi; Ascomycota; Dothideomycetes; Mycosphaerellales; Mycosphaerellaceae.
AUGGCCGUCACCGCCUCGCCCACCUCGCUCGAGGCUAAGCUGGUCGUGCUUGGGUCGCAAGGCGUCGGCAAAACAUCGCUGGUGCAUCGCUAUGUCAAGAACUCCUUCAUCGAUCCCAACAAGGCCCAAUCGACCGUCGGUGCCUCCUUUCUGACCACUCGCGUCAACGACCCCGAGUCUGGUGCCCAACUUCGUCUACAAAUAUGGGACACUGCAGGGCAAGAACGCUUCCGAUCGAUUUCCCGCUUGUACUAUCGAGGCGCCAACGCUGCCAUCCUGUGCUACGAUGUUACGAGUAAGAAGUCGUUCGAUGAGAUGGGUGCAUGGUUGAGAGAAUUGCGAGAGAAUUGCGGUGGGGCCGAAGUGGAAGAAGAUAUGAUAUUACACAUCGUCGGCACAAAAAGUGAUGUCGUUGCGGCAGAUCCAACAAAGAGGGAAGUGCCGUUUGAGCGAUGUAUAGGCUAUGUCGCGGAACAGCUGCUCCCUCCAGGAGGACCGAUGAGCCCACAGGUCCAGCCCAUCAGCUGUCCACCGAGUCGGCAUGGUCUCCAAACUCCCGCGAAUGGCAUCAUCAACAGCCCGAACAGCAAUCGGAGUUCGGGCUUCUGGGGCCAAAGUGACACCACUUUCGUAUGGGAUUGCUGCCAUGAGAUCAGCGCAAAGGACGGCGAAGGCAUCGAUGAGGUCUUCCGUGUUGUGAAUAGAAAGCUGAUCGAGCAAAAUGCGAAGCGGCAGGAACGACAACGAAUGCUAGAGGAGAUGUCCAUCGGCAAAACACCCGGAGCUGAUGGAAGUGUAGGGACACCAGGCUGUUACUUCGACCUCCCAAAUGGAGGCCAUGGUAGUUUCCGACUCGGUCAUGGCGAUAAGCGACGAAGCUGGCUCGGAGCUCUAACACCCGGAGGCAUUACAAACUACAGCGAACACGACCACGAGGAAGAGGCCAAGAAGGGCAACAAGCAGGGGCGUUGCUGUUGA